UUGUGUGUCGAUGCUGUGGCUUUAAGAACUGCAAAGAGUGGCUGGGUCUUUAAAAUUGAUUUUUUGCAUAGUUAUAAUAAGGUAGCUUAAGUAUGUUUUCAGUUAAGGAUUAAAUAUAUACACAUAUAUAUAUAUAUAUAUAUAUAUAUAUAUAUACGUUUAUGCGCAGAACGUGCGACAGUUUACGCAAUAUGUUUGGCUGUUGGAUCCCGGCCUGUACUCAGCAAACUGUUUUCAUGUUUUAUGCCUCUCGGCGCUUGGUCAUAUUUGUGUAUGAUCUUUAAGCUGCAGCGAAAAGCAGGCUUAGAGGUUAAAAGAGGUCAUGGAGCUGCAACAAGGCGAUGGUCAGCUCUCGGACAACAACAAAGAGGAGAAGUGUGGCGUGGAGAAGGCCGCGCAGAAAUCCCCGGAACACAGUCAGUCAGAGACGCCAAAGAAGCUGCUGCGAGGGCGGUGCCCUAGUCGGCUGAAGGCACGGGAAAGCCCGGGAGAGUUAAACACUAACGCGAACGGCGCCGGCGCGAAUGCAGUUGGAUCUGGGCGAGUGUUGCGGGACCGGUCGUCUAGAGCUCUUCCAGCGUGGAAGCACAGUGAGAAAAAGGAGGAUCGGGACGAAGAGUUGGUGGAAGAGAGUCGGCGGAGGAAGGCUACCCCGCCACGGCGGAGCAAAGCUACAGAGGCGGGCAAAGAGAGUGGCCCGGCUGCACGGUCCGGAGAGAAUAAGGAUGCUGGCAGCAGCACUCGAGCGGGUAGUGGCAGGCGGACUCAGAGAGGCAGGACUCCUUCAUCGUGGGCUCAGAAGAGUAUAACCCGGGUUGUGUGCAAGAGCGAACCAGAAGCAGAGACUUUAUGUGUCGAAACAGACAAGGCAGCUGGCAAGAGGACAGGAGGAAGUGAUCAGAGAGAGACAGAAGGAGAGGAGGAUGAUGUUCUGGGUGAGGAAGAGCCUCCAUAUGUGGAUGACCCGAAAGAUCAGAACUACCAGCCGCAGUGCCAGAGUGAUGAUGACGUGGGAAUCAGCAGUGAUGAAGAUGUUCCCUUUAGAGACGACCUGAAUGAUCAGAGCUAUGAUCCUAAAUCUGAGAGGGACACUCCUAAAUCACGACGCAAAGCCCCUCCCAGGCUACGGGAGAAAAAAGAGAAAAUGGCUGUAGUGGAGAAAGAGAAGGAGGUGCAGGCAGAGGUCAAGAAAGAAGGAGGAGAUGGCGUGGAUGUGAAGAUGGAGUUCGGGGAGGGGGCAGAGCCUCCUAGGAAGAGAGGCAGGCGAAGGAAAGAUGAUAAAAGCCCCCGUCUUCCAAAGAGAAGGAAGAAGCCCCCAGUGCAAUAUGUCCGCUGUGAGAUGGAAGGCUGUGGGACAGUUCUCGCGCAUCCACGCUACUUACAGCAUCACAUUAAAUACCAGCACUUAAUGAAGAAGAAGUAUGUGUGUCCGCACCCCUCCUGUGGCAGACUGUUCCGACUCCAGAAACAGUUACUGCGCCAUGCCAAACACCAUACAGAUCAACGGGACUACAUCUGUGAAUUCUGUGCUCGUGCUUUUAAAAGUUCCCAUAACCUGGCUGUUCACCGCAUGAUCCACACAGGAGAAAAACCUCUGCAGUGUGAGAUAUGUGGCUUCACUUGCCGCCAGAAGGCAUCCCUAAACUGGCACAUGAAAAAGCAUGAUGCGGAUGCCUCCUACCAGUUCUCCUGCAGCAUCUGUGGUAAAAAGUUUGAGAAGAAGGACAGUGUGGUAGCACACAAGGCCAAGAGCCACCCAGAAGUUCUGAUUGCAGAGGCUUUGGCAGCAAAUGCUGGUGCCCUCAUCACCACUCCAGGAGCUUUGCUGGAGGCCUCCACAGGGGCCCUGCGGACAGAGCAGAUGCAGGAGGUACAGCUGGGCUCUGUGCAGGUGCCGGUGAGCCAAGUGGGUUCUCUGGCGCAGGUUGGCCACGUAGGCCCUGUGGUUGUUGUAGAACCAGACCAUUCUCUUCCUAACAUGCAGGUUCCUGUUACUUUGGCCCUGCCCACUGCGGAGGAAGAGCUAGGAAGCGGAACUGGGUCUUCACACUCCACGCACACCCUGCAGGCUCUGCCGUUGCAUUUUGUCUCCACACCUGUUUCCCAGCAACAGCAGCAGCCCCAGGUACAGCAGCUGCCCCUUCAACACUCAGUCACUCAACAGGCCACUCUGGUGCAGCCAUUACCUGUGCAGUCAUAUCCCACGCAGCCACAGAUUCUUCACAUGACAUUCAGAGCUGUUCCACAUCAGCAGCAGAUCCAGCAGUUGCCCCUGCUCUCUGUGACCCAGCAGCUACCACAUCAAAGCCAAGCCAUAAUUAGAGCUCCUAACUCUAGCUCUAGCCCACUAGUCUCCACAGGCUCUAGUCUCACCCAGAACCUGCCUGAAACCUCCUCUUCUGACUGCAGAGGAACUCUAGGUUUCCCAACUGAUCCUCCUCCAUCAUCGUCAGCUUCUCCUCCCCACCCUCCUCCCUCUGCCACAAGAGAGUGCAGAGCUGUCUGGGAAGGCAAGGGCCCUGAAGAGAACGGAAAUGUGGGUGGGGUUUGGGAGGCAGCUGGAGAAAGCCAAGAGCAGGUUAUGACGGACAGCUCAGAAGGGCAGAUUCAGCAUGGACUGAUGUAGCGAAAUGAAGUUCACUUUAUAAUAAUAAUGGAGGAAAAAGUCAGAAGACUGCCUAGUGUAUUUCAGCCUCCUCAUUAUAACCUCCCCACAAAAGUUAAAAAUAUAGGAUCAUAAAUAUAUUGUAUGUAUUCACAUAAACAUUUGGUAGGUUUGUAGAAGUGUAUGUAAUCAGGGAAAAAAAAGGAGUGUUUUGAGUUGUUGUUGCUUUGUGUACAUAAUACAGUUUUAGCCCCUUAAAAAUGUUA
Molecule: messenger RNA, 2871 nt
Organism: Pygocentrus nattereri (red-bellied piranha)
Lineage: Eukaryota; Metazoa; Chordata; Actinopteri; Characiformes; Serrasalmidae
Gene: zfp91
Product: E3 ubiquitin-protein ligase ZFP91
Exons: 12
Coding region: 323-2626 (767 amino acids)
Biological process (GO): regulation of transcription by RNA polymerase II
Cellular component (GO): nucleus
Molecular function (GO): transcription coregulator activity
Source: RefSeq, a predicted model, not a curated record